Molecule: messenger RNA, 2110 nt
Organism: Closterium sp. Naga37s-1
Lineage: Eukaryota; Viridiplantae; Streptophyta; Zygnematophyceae; Desmidiales; Closteriaceae
Source: the annotation of a GenBank genome assembly
UGCGGCGGCGGGCGAGCGAUCAGUGCGGCGCCUGCGGCUGUCCAAGGCGCUCACGCUGCCGGACACCACCACAGUGGCGGACGCGUGUCGGCGAAUGGCCAACCGCCGCGUGGACGCGUGCCUGCUCACCGACGCCAGCGCGCUGCUCUGUGGCAUCAUGACGGAUCGGGACCUUGCGUUGAAGUGUGUGGGAGAGGGCCUGGAUGUGAACAGCACACUAGCAUCGGCUGUGAUGACCAAGAACCCCACCUUCGUUACUAUUGACUCCUCUGCUGUGGACGCACUGCAACGCAUGGUGCAGGGGAGGUUUCGCCACCUGCCGGUGAUAGAGGAGGGCGAGGUGGUGGCCCUACUGGACAUAACAAAGUGUCUGUACGACGCCAUUGCCAAGAUGGAGCGCGCUGCAGAGAGGGGCGACGCGCUCGCUGCUGCCAUGGAGGGCGUGGAGAGGCAAUGGGGGGGCAACGCCGCCAUGGGUUUUGUGGAGACGUUUCGGGACAAGGUGUUCCGACCCACACUUGCCACUGUGCUGGCGGAAGAACCCAGGCUAGCUACAGUGCUGAAGACGGAUCUGGUGCGCACAGCAGCGCGGAGGAUGAGGGAGAGCCGAGUGAGCUCUGUGAUUGUCACCAACGGCGUCAACAACCGCCCCUGUGGCAUCCUCACGUCCAAGGACAUUCUCACGCGGGUGCUAGCACUCAACCUGCAUCCAGACACCACGCUCGUUGACAAGGUGAUGACGCCGAACCCAGAGUGUGUGCUGCUGAGCACGCCAGUGGUGGACGCCCUUCACACCAUGCAUGAUGGCAGGUUCCUGCACCUGCCUGUCGUCGACCCAGACGGCAACUGUGUGGCAUGUGUGGACGUGCUUCAGCUCACUCAAGGCGCCAUGUCCUCUGCUGCUGCAGCAUCGGGAUCGGAGAGUGGGGACGCCAUGGGGCAACUCAUGCAGCGGUUUUGGGACUCGGCACUUGCGCUGCCACCUGCUGACACCGAGGAAGACACCGCCAGGUGGGAAUUGGGGCAGGUUGGAUUUGAGGGAGGUCGGACUUGGGGGAGUGUGCGCAGCAGUGACAUGGCAGACCAGGUGCGCCCCUACGUAGUUCAUCGGUGCGCAGCAGUGACAUGGCAGAUCAGUGUACGCAGCAGUGACAUGUCAGACCAGGUGCGCGCCUCAGGCAGCAGGGGGAGAGGUGGCGGCACGUUGGCAGGAGCACCGCUAGCCCCCACUGUUCUCCUCCUCGUCUUCCCCCUCUCCCUCCUCCCUUCUCUCCUCCUCCUUCCCAGUGUGCGCAGCAGUGACAUGUCGGACCAGGUGCGCCCCUCAGGCAGCAGGAGGAGAGGCGGCACACAAGCAGCAGGCGGAGCAGGGGGGGCAGGUGUUCCUGCUGGUGCUGCCGCAGGCGGAGCAGGAGGGGCAGGGGCAGGAAUGGGGGCCGGCAUGGGAGGAGCGUUGGGAGGAGCGAUGGUGGGAGGGCCGGUGGAGGAUCUGUUUUCGUUCAAGCUGGAGGACAGGAGGGGGCGGGUGCACCGGUUCACAGCGGGCAGUGAGAGCAUGACGGAGCUCGUGUGUGCCGUGGCGUCGAGACUGGGGGGCGACUAUGACCCCGACAACCCGCCCUCCAUUCUGUACGCGGACGAGGACAAUGACAUGGUGGUCAUAUCCACUGAUGAGGAUCUGCACGCGGCUGUCAAGUUCGCCAAGGCCACUGGCAUCAAGGGUUUGAAGCUGCAUCUUGAGUUCCACGAUGAUGAGGACCCAGACUCCCAUUCCAUGCAUGGAUCGCAACACGGGUCGCAACACGGGUCGCAACAUGGGUCGCAACGCGGAACGCUUCGCACGCCACAUCACCAGCGCACACCAUCGCAAAUCAACGGCUCUCGUCGCACCAACCUUUCCGCCCCACCUCGCCCGUCCACGCCGCGGAAAUCCACCGGGCCUGCCUCUCCGGCCCGGUCCCGAGCCUUUGGUGCAGGUUCGGAAGAAGGUGCGGCGGCAUCGAGUUGGGACAAUGCAAUGUGGGCAUACACAGUUUCAAUGCUGGCGGUAACAGCGGUGGCAGCUGUGAGUGUGGGUGUGGCUGUGUAUAUGCACCGAAGCAAGCAGUGA